AUGAACUCUGAGAAGAAACCUGCAGUAUACGAUCCCUACGAUCCGGCCGGUCUCCCUGACAACGACCGCGAUUUCAUUCAAGCCGAUGAACUCGAACGAUUCGAAAGGGCGCUAAAUGCCCCCGAAGCAUCCCCACUGGUGGCCAUCAAUGAUUGGCGCCCAAUCAAUCAGAAAGUCCGCAAGACCCGUGGCCGUCGCAAAACACCCAAGCGGAGCAAGGAUGAGACGAGAGAAGGAGUGCUAUAUUCUGUCUUGAAAUGGCCCUUCCUCUUCAUCGUAUUCGCGUGGAUCCUGGUACUGAGCAUCUGCUAUGUGCUGGUGCGCGUCUAUAUAAUUGUCUAUGAGCAGUGUGUCACAUGGCGGGGAAAGAGAGAACGACUGCGCCGAGAACUAUCUGCACAGAAAAAUUACCCGGACUGGCUGAAAGCGGCUCAGGCAUUGGACGUCCACCUCGGAACCGAAAAAUGGAAAAAGACCGAUGAAUACGCUUACUACGAUCAUCUCACCAUCAAUAAAGUGGUAUCACAGCUGAGGAAAGUGAGAAAGGACGCAGAGUGGGAAUUGGAAAAUGGCCGAGUCGGCUCCAGCGAAGUCCCCGCUAUUGAGGAUCUUCGCGCACUAUUGGAGGCUUGCGUCAAAAACAACUUUGCCGGGGUGGAAAAUCCUCGGAUAUACAGUGAGACCUACUCGGGGACUAAGGAGCUGGUCCAGGAAUACAUUGAUGAGGUGCACGCAUGCAUACAAAUCGUUCUGGAGAAUAAGCAGAUCGACAAUGAUUCCAAAUAUCAACUCUUCAAACACCUUGAUACGAACUUCGGACGUACCGCCCUUUGUCUCUCAGGUGGAGCUACCUUCGCUUACUACCACUUUGGGGUUGUCAAGGCGCUGCUAGAUAAUGAUGUCCUUCCAGAAAUCAUCACUGGCACAUCAGGCGGUGCACUAGUAGCAGGACUGGUUGCGACUCGGACAGAUGAUGAGUUGAAGCAGCUGCUUGUUCCAGCUCUGGCACAUCGGAUUCGUGCAUGCCAUGAAGGGCUGGCGACCUGGAUGCAACGCUGGUGGCGAACUGGGGCUCGUUUCGAUACCCUGGAUUGGGCUCGGCAGUGCGCCUGGUUUUGCAGAGGCUCAACGACGUUUCGGGAAGCUUACGAGCGGACCGGGCGCAUCUUGAACGUCAGCUGCGUACCCUCAGAUCCUCACUCACCGACUAUCCUAGCAAAUUAUCUGACAUGUCCCGACUGCGUCAUCUGGAGUGCCGUGCUUGCUUCGGCGGCUGUUCCAGGAAUUUUGAACCCUGUCGUAUUGAUGACCAAAAAGCGGGAUGGAACUCUCGCGCCUUAUUCAUUUGGACACAAAUGGAAGGAUGGUAGCCUGCGAACUGACAUACCCAUCAAAGCGUUGAAUCUGCAUUUCAACGUCAAUUUUACGAUUGUAUCCCAGGUCAAUCCCCACAUCAACUUGUUCUUCUUUAGCUCUAGAGGAACCGUAGGACGACCGGUCACACACCGAAAGGGCCGUGGUUGGCGCGGUGGCUUCCUCGGCACUGCAAUUGAACAGUACAUCAAAUUGGACCUCAACAAAUGGCUUCGAGUUCUUCGGCAUUUAGAGCUCCUCCCACGACCGCUAGGCCAAGACUGGAGCGAGAUCUGGUUGCAAAAGUUUAGUGGCACUGUCACGAUCUGGCCCAAAAGCAUUCCCUCCGAUUUCAUCCACAUUCUCUCCGAUCCCAGCCCUGAAAGACUCGCCCGCAUGAUACAUGUUGGGCAGCAAAGCGCGUUUUCUAAAAUCCAAUUCGUUCAGAACCGGCUCAAGAUUGAAAAUGCGAUCAUGAAAGGACUCCAAGAAUCCCGAACGGGUGGACGUGCGCUCUCUCCAAUCCUGUCUCGUCGGCUCCGCAGUCAAGAACAUGAACAUGCGGAUGCUAUGAUUGAGCGUCUAGAUGAUAAUCUCCCCGAACGGGAUGGAUCUAACUACAAGGAUGAGUCGCACUUCGACUUGUCGGAUAGUAUGUCCCAAUCAACCGGUUCAUCACGCCCUCAGACCCCGAGUAGCCGGCGAGGAAGCGUGAUCGAGGAAGUGAGACGGCAAUCUGCGGUUUUCUUUGACGAUGUGGAUUAUUUCCGAGACGAGGACGCUGUGGUCAUCUGA
Messenger RNA from Penicillium paradoxum, 2148 nucleotides. RefSeq names its product patatin-like phospholipase domain-containing protein. Gene Ontology annotation, molecular function: triacylglycerol lipase activity. The coding region runs from base 1 to 2148 and encodes 715 amino acids. The transcript is spliced from 2 exons. Gene Ontology annotation, biological process: lipid metabolic process. The record is from RefSeq and is a predicted model, not a curated record. Lineage: Eukaryota; Fungi; Ascomycota; Eurotiomycetes; Eurotiales; Aspergillaceae.